Molecule: messenger RNA, 712 nt
Organism: Drosophila erecta
Lineage: Eukaryota; Metazoa; Arthropoda; Insecta; Diptera; Drosophilidae
Gene: Targ3
Product: O-acetyl-ADP-ribose deacetylase 1
Exons: 3
Coding region: 113-565 (150 amino acids)
Biological process (GO): peptidyl-glutamate ADP-deribosylation
Source: RefSeq, a predicted model, not a curated record
GUGGUUUACUUACGCGCUGCCAAACACCAGCUGGCAGCCAUUCGCAGGGAAACGCGGACACGCAGAAAGCGCACAAUUGAAAAAGUCGGAAAAAUAUAAAUGUAAGAGGUGUAUGGAAAUGUCAGGACUAACUUACAGAGAAAUCAAUGGCGACAUAUUUGCCUGCCAAGGUGAUUAUUCCAUGUGCCACUGCGUAGCUGCCGAUUUGCGAAUGGGCAGAGGAAUAGCUGUAAAGUUUCGCAACAAAUUUGGACAGUUGUUAAAUUUGCAAAGGCAAAAUGUUCAGCCGGGCGGCGUGGCUAUCCUUCAGGACCAGCAGCGAUAUAUUUACUAUCUGAUCACCAAGAAAUCCAGCUGGGGAAAGCCCACCUACGAACUACUCCAGAGUUCCUUGAUCGCCAUGCGAAAACACAUGAUAUCCCACCAAGUACCCAAGUUAGCCAUGCCCCGCAUUGGCUGCGGUUUGGAUGGCCUGAAGUGGCCCAAAGUUAAGGAAAUUAUUUGCCAGGUUUUUCAAGGGGACGCUGUGGAACUGGUGGUUUAUAAUUAUGUUGCUAAAAAGUAAAUGGCACAUAUGAAACUGAACAAUUCCAUUAUUUCCCCUGUGGCGGCACAAAAUUGUAGACGACAAUCUCCACUGGUUCUUGGCCGAAAACGUACUCGAGGACUCCGCUGACCUUUUCCCAUUCCAAGCCAUCAAUUCCACAGCCAA